AUGGGCUGGCUCCCUUGGUCUUCCAGCGACACCAACAAAGCCUCCGACGGCGGCCGCAUCGCUCCGGACCGAACAAGUCGCGCGCGCUGCUGGGAGGGUCGUGAUCACUUCUUCGCCUGCCUGGACCGCAACGAUAUUCUCGAUGGAAUCAAAAAUGACAAGGAGGCGCGGCAAAAAUGUGCGAAGGAGGUUGCGGAGUUUGAGGCGGCGUGUUCCAAGUCUUGGGUCAAAUACUUCAAGGAGAAACGUGUGAUGGAAUAUAAUCGGGACCGGACAAUCGAGCGGAUCAAGAACGAGGACGCCCAAAAGGUGCAGGAAUUGAAGUCUCAGGGCUGGAAGCCUACCUAA
Penicillium cinerascens is the source of this 348-nucleotide messenger RNA. RefSeq names its product cytochrome c oxidase subunit 6B family protein. Gene Ontology annotation, biological process: mitochondrial respiratory chain complex IV assembly. The coding region runs from base 1 to 348 and encodes 115 amino acids. The record is from RefSeq and is a predicted model, not a curated record. Gene Ontology annotation, cellular component: mitochondrial intermembrane space; mitochondrion; respiratory chain complex IV. The transcript is spliced from 2 exons. Lineage: Eukaryota; Fungi; Ascomycota; Eurotiomycetes; Eurotiales; Aspergillaceae.